Molecule: messenger RNA, 1146 nt
Organism: Beauveria bassiana ARSEF 2860
Lineage: Eukaryota; Fungi; Ascomycota; Sordariomycetes; Hypocreales; Cordycipitaceae
Exons: 1
Coding region: 1-1146 (381 amino acids)
Source: RefSeq, a predicted model, not a curated record
AUGCCUCUACGAAUCAUACUCUUGGCUGGUGCGCCGCCGCCGUCUGCUAUGGAUGAAUCAAAGUGCACCGUUGAGCAUUUUGACGAGCCAUUUUACGCAUACAUCAACGCUGCCGGAAGGCACAGCACUAGCAGCAGCAGCAGCCAUCACGGCUCGUCGCCAGCGAGCAUCGCACCGUGGCGGUUGGUUACACUGCACCGAAAGCCACUACAUGCAGGAUUCAGCCAGACACGCAGCUUUCUGGCCCAAUCUCUUUACGGAAACCAUCAGGAUGGUGAUUUCUUCUGCCCCUCUUCCUUGGCGGCGUCGUCAUCGUCGUCGUCGCAUGACGAGAGCGAGACCAACAGGAUCGAGCAGGAUGAAGCAGUGCUUACCGAGUUUUGCGAACAGUCUCUCGCCAUUCAUCAUUCAUUGUCUUCAUCUCAGCUUCAGUAUGAAGACGCAAACGCAACAACAACAACCUCAUUCUUGGACGAGACGUCAUUUCUCUCCAGCUUAACCACCCCGACUGUCGGCGGACAGCAGCGGCCAGCAGCACCAAACAUUGCCCCCGCCGCGCAUCUAUCCGACCUCGAAGACGUGCCCUCUGCAAAGCACGUCAUCUCUCUGCAGCCACAAACCAUUACGCUCAACAUUAUUGCCGGGGUUUUAUCCAUUGCGCAGCCUCGCUCCGUCACGACCCGGUGGGGCACCGCCCUCUUGCUCGUCGAGGUGCUCCUCGGCGACGACACGAAAUCGGGCUUUGCAGUCACGUUUUGGCUAGCAAGAGAUGCGGCGGCGGCGACGAUGGUGGGGGGCGGUGGUGGUGGUGGUGAUGGUGGUCUGCUCGGCGGGUUGCGCCGUCAGGAUGUGGUCUUGUUGCAAAAUGUGGCGCUGCACGUGUCCCGUGGCAAGGUCUAUGGGCAGAGCUUGCGACGCGGACAGACAAAGGUGCAUCUGCUCUGGAGCAAGAGAAUGGAUGCAAGAGCUUGCUACAGCUCUAGAGCGUUGAAUGCAGCUCGUAAUGAUGCGGGAGUAGAGAACCCACAGAUUGCGAAAACGAGGUUGGUCCGAGAUUGGGUGAUACGAUUUGUUGGCGCCGAUCCCGAAGUUAGGGUUAGGAACAAGGAUGAUAUCUGGGAUCGGCCCCCUGACGAUACUCAAUAG